Scutellospora calospora is the source of this 1542-nucleotide messenger RNA. The record is from the annotation of a GenBank genome assembly. NCBI's taxonomy places the organism in Eukaryota, Fungi, Glomeromycota, Glomeromycetes, Diversisporales, Gigasporaceae.
AUGAUACGUUAUUUGAUAGUUAACUGGGAUCGUAGAGACACUUACUUGUAUGUUAACUAUAGGUUGUCCUCGCGGCGUCAAUAUGUACAAAAGGCGGGAAAGUUUAGAGAAAUGCCACGUGCCAGAAUUGAAGGUCUACUUGCAUCUUUCCCAAAGUUAACUAGCACUGGACAGCAACAUACUACUAUCGAGACUGAACAUGUUCGAUAUGUUUAUCAACCACUUGACGAGCUUUAUAUGGUUCUUAUUACGAAUAGACAGUCUAAUAUUUUACAAGAUAUCGAUACUUUACAUCUGUUUGCUCGUGUGGUUUCGGAUGUAUGUCAUUCAACUGACGAAAGAGAAAUUUUAAGAAAUAGUUUUGAAUUGCUGAGUGCUUUUGAUGAAAUUGUGUCCUUAGGGUAUCGGGAAAAUGUCAAUCUUGCUCAAGUUAAAAGCAUUACUGAAAUGGAGAGUCAUGAAGAGAAAAUUCAAGAAAUAAUAGCAAGGAAUAAAGAACAAGAAGCUAAAGAAGAAUUAAAGAGAAGAGCUAAGCAAUUAGAAAUGCAAAAAAAGGAAAUGCUCAAAAGAGGAGGUGGCACUUCGUUUGGAAGCAAUUUUGGUCAAUCUAUUAGUAGACCAUCUUCUUAUUCUGAACCACAAGUACAAACAUCCUUUGAAGAAGGUAUACGUUCUACGUUUAGUAGCUCUCCGACGCCAUCGCCUUCUAAAGCCAAGGGAAUGCAAUUGGGCCGAAAACAAAAAGGAGCAGAUUUGUUUGAGGCGGUUAAAAAUGAAGUUGGGUUUGAAGAAGUAUCUGAAAAGGCUAGUGUUAGAGGUACUUCUAUUCCAAAAGUUCCCGUUGAAAGUGUUCACUUAUCAAUCGUCGAAAAGAUAUCUCUUCAGGCAAAUAGAGAUGGUGGUCUCGAAAAUUUAGAGGUUAAAGGAGAUUUGGAACUUACUAUUUCUGAUCCAAACAUGACACGAAUCAAGAUUUCUGUUCGUGCAGUUGAUGAUGGAAAUCUUCAAUUGAAGACGCAUCCAAAUGUUGACAAAAAAUUAUUUUCUACUGAUAGCAUUAUUGCUUUGAAAAACCCUGGUAAAGGAUUCCCUGUCAAUCAACCAUUGGGAGUCCUUAGAUGGCGAUUCAUUACAAAAGACGAGACAUCAAUUCCAUUAUCAAAUGGAACGAUCGACGUCAAUAUCGAAUAUGAAUUAGAAAAUGAAAGUCAAGAAUUUAAAGAUGUUGUUAUUUCCAUUCCAUUACCUCCUACAGGAAAUCCUGUUAUUGGUGAUGUCGAUGGUCAUUAUGAAGUAAAUAGGCAAACUAGAACUCUAGAAUGGCAAUUGCCUAUUAUUGACACAUCUAACAAACAAGGGUCACUUGAAUUCAAUAUUGCCGGUGAUGACGUUAAUGUGUUUUUCCCAGUCAGCGUUUCAUUUAUAAGUGAAAAAUUGAUUUGUGAUAUAGAAGUAUUGGAUGUAAUCCAUACCGAGUCAGGAGCCUCUGUGACCUUUUCUAAAGAAAAGACUUUGUCAGCUGAGGAAUAUCAUGUUGUGUAA